Messenger RNA from Bombina bombina (fire-bellied toad), 3008 nucleotides. It is a transcript of the gene LEPROTL1, whose product is annotated as leptin receptor overlapping transcript like 1. Gene Ontology annotation, biological process: negative regulation of growth hormone receptor signaling pathway; late endosome to vacuole transport via multivesicular body sorting pathway. NCBI's taxonomy places the organism in Eukaryota, Metazoa, Chordata, Amphibia, Anura, Bombinatoridae. The coding region runs from base 221 to 616 and encodes 131 amino acids. The transcript has 4 exons. The record is from RefSeq and is a predicted model, not a curated record. Gene Ontology annotation, cellular component: endosome.
UUGUCAUCGGUGCAGAGAAAGGAUUUGCUUUCGUUCCUAUGUAUUGUUUACAUGUUAUAGGGGUUAUAUAGAGCUCCCAAUGUUUCUUGUCAUGUAUUGUAUACUUUUCUGAGUAUAGUUACAGAAACAAUAAUUGAUACGCUCAAAUACCUAUUUUCACUUUUAUACAUUGUCUGUGUACAGCGAUAGAACAUAAUUAUAUUGCAGAAGCCGAGAGACCAUGGCUGGCAUCAAAGCUUUAAUCAGCCUUUCUUUUGGGGGAGCAAUCGGUCUGAUGUUCCUAAUGCUUGGAUGUGCUUUGCCGCAAUACAACAUCUACUGGCCGCUGUUUGUCCUGUUCUUUUAUAUCCUUUCACCUAUUCCGUACUGUAUAGCGAAGAGAGUGGUUGAUGAAUCUGAUGCUGCAAGUAAUGCCUGCAAGGAGCUAGCUAUAUUUCUCACAACUGGUAUAGUUGUUUCUGCGUUUGGUCUGCCUAUUGUGUUUGCUCGAGCAGUUUUGAUUCAGUGGGGUGCAUGUGCCCUGGUACUCACAGGAAAUGCUGUCAUUUUUUCCACCAUUUUAGGAUUUUUCCUAGUUUUUGGAAGCAAUGAUGACUUCAGUUGGCAGCAAUGGUGAAUGGCUUGUUAGCCCUUGUAGAACUUGCUCCACAGCGACCAUCCAUUCAGCCAACAAAGCCAUCCUCGUUCUGGUUGAACCAAGCGGGAAGUAGCAUGUGGAAUUUUAAUCACACCUUAUCGCCAUGCUUUUCGUCAUGGGCAUUUAGAAUGGCUUACCAGGAAAGCUCUUUUACCAAGAAAACAUACUUCUUCCUUUUUUAUUUUAUUUUUAUACACGUCGUAUUGGGUACUUUAUACAGUUAUGUUAAAAAGAAAUGUUCCUCUAGUCUGUUUCUCAACUAUAUUGUUCUUUUGCAACACUGGCCACUAAUACCCAUGCUGUGAAACUACUCCUUGUGCUGGGUAUGUUUUCUAUCCCGUUUAUUUAAAGCAUUAUAAAGUCUAUCCCAUUGCCUCUGUCCGAAAAAAUGCAUGUGCCCUCACUUUGCUACUGUACAGAAAUUUAGAAACAUUAGAGUUUGUAGUUUCAUUGUGUCUAUUAUAUUGAGGAAACAAUGUACACUACUGGAACGUGUUUAAUUAAAUUUAAAGGGAUAGUGUACUGUAAACCUCCCCCCCCCCUUCAAUUUGUUCACAGUAAUCUCUUUUACCUGCUAGAGUGUAUUAAAUUGAUUGCAAAUAUUUUUUAGAUUUUUUUUUUUUGCCUGUUGUUGUAUCCCUACCUAUACUGACAAAAAUCCAGUACUUAAAUAUUGGCCUGGAAAAGCUGUUUAAAGAUAACAGGAAAAGAAAUUACACUCCCAGUAGGGGGUAUGAGAUUUAAGUACUAAAAUGUACAUUUACAAUUAUUCUCUUAAUGUAUACAGCUAUAAGGUGGCUUUGUGUGUUUGUACAAACAGCGAUAAGGGAAGGACAAUUUAUUUCAUUGUAAGAUCAGUCCAUUUUAAUAGGUUUUGGCUUCAUAGAUUAAAGUUCAUAUUCAAAAAUAAAGGAACAAUUCCCAAUACAUUUUAUUCUCUUCAGCUGGUAAAACAAGUCAUUGGAAUCCAGUUUUACAGUGCACUGUCCCUUUAAUUAAAUAAUGUAAGGGGGGUACAUUAAUACUUUUGUAUUGUGUAAGUUGAAAACCGUUGUUAGCAUUAAAAUAAGAUAUUUAAAAAGAUAACGGUUGACAAAAUAAUCGGCUUCUGGGCAUUACAAAGGUGCAACCUCAUUUGUAGACAAGCUGUAGAGGUCAGUUGUGUUAAAAUAUGUGGUUUUAAUCUCUUGUCUUCAUGACUUCCCAAGAGGCCAGGAUUUUAAGAUCUUUUCUCUUCCGUUCAAAUUAAGUUACAGCUUGUGCUCAAGUAGAAAUACCCUCUCAUUCUCGUGAGAAAUAGAACUGACAAAUACCAUUUUUUUGUUGUUUUGUUAUGAUGAUUUAGCCUGAUAUGGGCCAAUAUGUCUACCAAGGAAAGAGUCAAGUUCUAGUGAAGACGUCACAUGACUUAUCUCGACAACAUGAUGAAUAUAUUGUUAUUUAUUUGCACUUGACUUGUUUAAACUAUGUUUUUUUUAUUUUGUUUAUGCCAUAAGGAUGCAGUUCAGGUAGCCCUCAGUUUACGCCGGGGUUAGGUUCCAGAAGCAAUGGUUGUAAAUCAAAACCGUUGUAUAUUGAAACCCAGUUUAUAAUGUAAGUCAAUGGGAAGUGAGGGAGUUAGGUUCCAGGCCCCUCUCAAAAUUAUUAUACGUAACACAUAAUACAUUAUUUUUAAAGCUUUUAAAAUGAAGAUUUUAAAUGCUAAACCGCAUUAUAAACCUAAUAAAAUAAUAACACAACACAGACUUCACUUGCAUUUUUCUGCAAACAGUUCUUUCCAUGCAUUCCUAUCUGGACUGAUUUAUAGACAGGAAGAUCUUGUUCCUUUGAAAUCUGCUUGAUAGCUCAGCUCUGGUUAACUGAUUAAUUUCAGCUUGCUUGGCUUAACUGCAACACAAGUGGACAGCUCCACCUACUGGCUAUUUUAAUGAAUGCACUGCUUCUCAAUGCUUUUUCAAUAGCAGUCACAUGACUUGAAAAAAAGGUUAUUAUUCUGAAACGGUGCAAAUUGAACCGUUGUAAACCGAGGGCCACCUGUACUGACUAGCUUGUAUGAUAUGAUAUUCAUAGGUCUUCUUAACUUAGAGUAUGGCAAAAUCAGGACUCAUUCGACUUUCUAUACAUUUAAGAGUGGCUUUGAUUUUUGCGAUAUUCCCCCUAUAAGUUCAUUUGAGAGCAUAGAAAACCCAAUGCUGCAAUAAUGGCCCUGAGCAAAUACUUAUGGCUGUUUUUUUAUUUUUAUAUUUGCUAUAUUGUCAGUUGAAUGUCGGCUUUGUACAUUUUCUUUUGCACACUAAAGGUUAAAUGAUAUGUUGUUAAUACUCCCAGAUACUACUGCUACAUUUAACCCCAUUAAAAUUGAUAUGGUCAA